Gongylonema pulchrum is the source of this 1212-nucleotide messenger RNA. The record is from the annotation of a GenBank genome assembly. NCBI's taxonomy places the organism in Eukaryota, Metazoa, Nematoda, Chromadorea, Rhabditida, Gongylonematidae.
AUGCCACAUCAGCACACUGCAGGCAUCCCGGACACGUUGCGGCCACUGUGCUGGCGUUUGUUGCUCGGAUAUUUGCCAGUGGAACGGCGACAGUGGGCAUCGUACCUGCAGAAGCAGCGUGAAAUCUAUAACAGUCUUGUGGAGGAUGUAAUCGUGCAUCCCGGUCAAUCGUCCUCCUCGCCAGAUUGCUCCGCUUCCGAUGAUCAUCCGCUAAAUUUAAAUCCGGACAGCAGAUGGAACAACUAUUUCAAGGAAAACGAAUUAUUGGCGCAAAUUGACAAGGACGUCCGUCGUCUUUGUCCAGAGAUCGAUUUUUUCCAGCGGAUCACUUCCUUCCCGCAUAGGUCAGCCGCCCAGAUCAAUUUAUCGCGCCGUAUUUGUCAAGAAAGUCUUCGUUCUGAAAUACCAUCAAGCAGCCAUUUUACUCCAGGAAAUUUCAUCGCCCAGCCGAUCAAAAAAGCUGACAAGGAAUAUUCGAAUGUUGUAGAUGGGCAUAUUGAGUACCACUGGCAGGUGGUUGAAAGAGUGUUAUUUAUAUACAGCAAGCUGAAUCCUGGAAUCAAAUACGUCCAGGGAAUGAACGAAAUUGUGGGCCCGUUAUACUAUGUUUUUGCCAGUGACACAGAUGGUGAGUGGGCAGAAUCUGCUGAAGCCGACACAUACUAUUGUUUUCAGUUGUUAAUGAGCGAAAUCAAAGAUAAUUUCAUCAAAACGCUUGAUAAUUCCAACUGUGGCAUAGAAUGGCUUCUGGCAGUGUUUGAUGAGCGGUUGCGUGAUUUCGACUUCGAACUGUACAGACAUCUCACAGAUAUAGGUAUAAAGCCUCAGUUUUAUGCCUUCCGUUGGCUGUCGUUGCUUCUCUCUCAGGAGUUUUCUCUUCCAGAUGUGAUAACAAUUUGGGACUCGUUGUUUUCAUCGUUUAAUCGCCAACGUUUUCUUCAUUGGAUCUGCUUAGCAAUGAUGGAAAAGAUUCGGGAUCAGCUAGUUGAAGGAGAUUUUUGCAAAUGUCUGAAAAUGCUGCAGAACUACGGUGAAACGGAUGUUGGCGAAUUGAUAGUGGCUGCGCAUGAAAUGGACGCAGGUGGACGACACUGUUUUGACACCAGCAACAGCAACACACAGACGAGGAGCUUAUCGUUUUCGAAGUCGAGCUCGGCCAUCAACUUCAGCAGUACUCUGACAAAUGCCCUAAGAGCUCUUUCAAAAAAGUAA